ACAAAGGACAGAUGAGAUGAGAAAGCUCCAACUUGGAAAUUGGAAAUGAAAUUUGCUGAGCAAGGCAGAGAACAGGAGAAGUUCUCGUGAAGUGGAUACACUUACUGGGCCCUAUUGUCUUCUCAAAAUCAAGAUGGGACACACACACCCUUCACAACCCUAUUGUAACCGCCAGCUAUUACCGUUCUGUUCACCACCCUUUCUUUACUAACCCAUCACAGAAGACACACUAUAUCCACAAAACCAUACUCUUACCCACAUGCCACGUACUACUCCUAUUUACCACGCGUCUACCCCACCUUCUUUCUAGGAAUUACCCUACCCCACACUUUACCGCUACUUCUCAAAACCCAUAUUUACCCUUCCCUCCCGCGCUAACUUAAACAAACCGAUCAAGGACAAAAUCGUCCUUACAUUUCAAUAACUUAACUAACUGCAAGGUAGGUGAAAAUUAUCCUGUACAAGUCGGCAGUUCAACAGAAAAAGUACACAUGCCUCUGAGCCUUUCUGAUUCAAGGGAUUUUUCAGUUUAAAGUACUUUUGACGGUUCUAAGUAAACGACACCCUAAAUCAACGGUUAGAUGUCAACUUUGUCUAUAUAUUCCACCAAAAUCUUAUUACACGUGAUUAUUCUCUUUUUCAGUUUUUCUGCUACUUUCUUUUUCUCUGACCGAUACAGAACCCAGUCCUCAUCGAUAACACCGCUUUUUAAUUUUACUAAAAUACCCUCCAUUUCAUUACAUUAAUUACACUGUCUUUAAUUCUCUACCCGCCAUAAAUUCUAACAGUAACGGUGAUUGUGUAAUUCCGUCAUGUUCGCGUAACGGCGUUAUCUUUAAUCGCGUUUACACUCAAAACGCGUUUUGCAAUUUGGACGGCCUGUUUGUUUCGUUGAACCACCUAACAACCACCACCACUUCUCUUCAAACUUUCUUUUAUUUAAUUAUUUUAUCAACCAAACAAACCCAAACAAAAAUAAAAAAAUAAAGCCCAUUUAUUUAUUUAUUUUAUAUAUUCCGGUUUUCAGAGCUAAAAAAGCGAUUAAUUAUUUUGGACUAUAAAACUAUAAAUUAUCACUUCCUUACCCUUUUUCGGUUUUCUAAGCAUUUGUUUCUCUCUCUCCCUCAUCACUGUUUCUCUCCGUUUUCUUUUCUCGCCGGUAAACUUUUCCGUUCGCCGGAAAACCGCUUUCGUUUUUUUUUCAACGUUAUUCCGCGUCUCCGUAGGAAGCUGGUCACGUUCUUCCGAUUGAGAAACUCACAUUCACUCCCAAUUUUCCGUGAUUGCUCCUACAAAGGCGUUGGAUCUCUCUGUAACGCCGGUAUAAGCUUCGUAUACGGCGUUGUUCGAGAAUGUGGCGAGCCUUGUGUUCUUAUAAGGCUAGGUUUUAAUCUGCUACAUUCAGGAUCGUGAUUUAGGGUUUGGCUUUGUGAUUUGAUUUCGGUUACGUUACGGUUACGUGAUUCUGUUAAAUUGUGAUUGCUUGUUCUAGUUAACAAAACGGAGAACUACAGGGACCGAGUUCGUAAUGAAAUGGUGGAAGGAGGAAGAGUACGUUUGUCCGAGGAAGCUAGAAAUGGGUUAGAAGUGUUGAAGCGUAAAAGGCUUCAGCGCGCACAGGCGAGUGUUGCUAACAUGACAAAUAGAAGCGGAGGAGAUGCUUUGAGAGCUUCAGCUCCAUGUGGUCCAAGAUUGCAUGGUAAUCCGGAUGUCUUUUUCAAGCGGAAGGUGGCUAAGUUUGAUACAAGUGAUUUGGAAUGGACUGAUAAAAUUCCAGAGUGUCCUGUGUAUUCUCCAACAAAGGAAGAAUUUGAAGAUCCUUUGGUUUAUUUGCAAAAGAUAGCUCCAGAAGCUUCUAAAUAUGGUAUAUGCAAGAUUAUUUCGCCUUUGAGUGCUUCUGUACCUGCUGGGGUUGUUUUAAUGAAGGAGAAAGCAGGAUUCAAGUUUACAACCAGAGUGCAGCCUCUUCGCCUUGCUGAAUGGGAUACUGAAGACAAAGUCACAUUUUUUAUGAGUGGAAGAAAUUAUACAUUCCGUGAUUAUGAGAAAAUGGCGAACAAGGUAUUUGCACGAAGAUAUUGCAGUGUUGGAUGUCUUCCUGCCACUUACUUGGAAAAGGAGUUUUGGCAUGAAAUUGGUUGCGGGAAAAUGGAUACCGUUGAAUAUGCAUGUGAUGUUGAUGGCAGUGCCUUUUCAUCUUCUCCUACCGAUCAGCUUGGGAACAGCAAAUGGAAUUUGAAGAAGCUUUCCCGGUUGCCGAAAUCAACACUGCGUCUCUUGGAAACUUCAAUUCCAGGAGUAACAGAACCCAUGCUAUACAUUGGAAUGCUGUUUAGCAUGUUUGCAUGGCACGUGGAGGAUCAUUAUUUGUACAGCAUUAAUUAUCAGCACUGUGGUGCGUCAAAAACAUGGUAUGGUAUCCCUGGUCAUGCAGCUUUGGAAUUUGAAAGGGUGGUGAGGGAACAUGUAUAUUCUACCGAUAUUUUGUCAAGUGAUGGGGAAGAUGGAGCCUUCGAUGUUCUCUUGGGGAAAACAACUUUAUUUCCACCUAAUAUUUUGUUGGAGCAUAAAGUUCCUGUCUAUAAGGCUGUCCAAAAGCCAGGGGAGUUUGUAAUAACCUUCCCUAGAGCGUAUCAUGCAGGCUUCAGUCAUGGUUUCAACUGUGGAGAAGCAGUGAAUUUUGCACUUGGUGAUUGGUUUCCUCUUGGGGCAAUUGCGAGCAGGCGAUAUGCACUUCUUAACAGGGUUCCUUUACUGCCCCAUGAAGAACUUCUUUGCAAAGAAGCGAUGCUCAUUCAUACAUCCUUGGAACUUGAAGAUUCAGACUUUCCCUCUUCAGACUUGCUUUCUCAUAAUAGAACAAAGAUAUCUUUCAUUAAUUUGUUGCGUUUCCAACAUUGUGCCAGUUGGUUACUACUGAAAUCAAGGGCAUGUAUAAGUGUUUCUUCUCAUUCACAUGGCACAAUUCUCUGUAGCCUGUGCAAACGUGACUGUUAUAUAGCUUAUGUCGAUUGCAGCUGUCACAUGCAUCCUGUAUGCCUACGCCAUGAUGUUAAAUCUCUUGACUUCACCUGUGGGAGAAAAUACACUCUUUAUUUGAGAGAGGAUAUUGCGGAUAUGGAAGCUGCAGCCAAGAUGUUUGAGCAAGAAGAUAGGAUAUUGGAUGAGAUAAGAAAGCAAUCCAAAAGUGACCAAGAUAUGUACUCAUAUCCUUUGUCAGAUAUGUUUCAGAGAGCUGAAGCAAAUGGAUACGAACGAUAUUGUGAGCUUAAACUUGAUUCUACGAUUGAAUUUUAUACAACUCCAGAACAGUCAACAAAUAACCAAGAGUGUGGCACACAAAAUCAACUUGUUUUGGGACAUUGCUCAGAAGUUCAUACACCGGAAGCGUCUGAGAUUUCCUUUUCUGCUGCAUCCACUCUUUGUUCUCUUUCAGAACCUCUUGAUUGUUCCUCUGCUCCCAAAAAUGCUGAGGAGCAGGCUAACUUGAAAAUGGGCAUUAUUGAUUUUGAAGAACUUGGCGAAACAGUAUCCAACAGUGCAUGCAAAUCUUCGCUAUCCCCUGCUCUGUAUCAUGAAAGCUCGGCUGAACUGCAUGAUCUCCAGAAACCGGACAUGAAACCCAUAGUGGAUAACGACAGUGAUGAUUCUGAUUCAGGGAUAUUUAGGGUAAAGCGACCUUCCUCUCUGAAAGCAGAGAAAAGAAAUGCAAAGGUUGCUGCUUUGAAGCAUUCUGAGCAGCAGGGACUUAAGCGAUUGAAAAAAGUCCCCCCUGAAGGAAAAAGCAGGCAACAAAUGAAUUUCAGAACCAGUGAAUUAAGUUACAAACAAAACCCUGUUAGUCAUAAAGUUGAUAUCGAAAUUUCCUCGAAGGACAGAUUUGCAAGGGGAAAUGGUGCUCCCAUUUCUGUAAGAUAUAAAAAGUCAAGCAAUGAAGAUGUAAGCAUCCAUAUGCAACAAGAUCACCACCGGAGAGAGAGGUUUCAGCAAACUUAUAGGGAAGCACCUUCCAUUGAGACUGGGCCCAAGCGACUUAAAGUCCGAGGCCCUUCAUUCAUAGGCUUAGAGAGCAGGUUGAAUUGAAGUUUCAAGUUGCCUUUUGACAAUGAUUGCGAGAGUCUGACUUUGCUAACUUCAUUUUAGCUAACAGGCUUUCUAACAAAUACAGAAAUCGAAAUGAUUGAUUCAGGAAGCAGCUGCAAGGUAUUAACCAAUUAGGAUAAGAAUUUAAAUUCUUUGUGCAUGAAAGCCCUAACAUUUGGGCAAUCUGCACUGGUGGUGAUCCUUUGGGUUCUCUAGCCGGGGUAUUUUUCCUACUUCGCUAGGUGAACCUGACUGAACUGCAAAGCUAGGAACUUAGAAAUUGGUUUAAUGGCUCCUUAUUUCAAUGUAAAUUUGUUUACUUUUCUUUUCAUCAGUCGUUUAGGUCUUGUUAGGAACAUGGGUCCCUCCAUUGUUUUCUUACUAAAAUGCUGUCAGCUGCUUCCCCUUUUAAUGUUGAUUCAUUCUUUUUGUAGAAAUAGGUCCUUGUACCUAGAACUACAUUGAAUAAAAGUUCAAAGAAAUUCCUUA
This is a messenger RNA of Trifolium pratense (red clover), 4572 nucleotides long. RefSeq names its product lysine-specific demethylase JMJ706. The coding region runs from base 1534 to 4083 and encodes 849 amino acids. Gene Ontology annotation, cellular component: nucleus. Lineage: Eukaryota; Viridiplantae; Streptophyta; Magnoliopsida; Fabales; Fabaceae. The transcript has 11 exons. Gene Ontology annotation, biological process: chromatin remodeling. The record is from RefSeq and is a predicted model, not a curated record. Gene Ontology annotation, molecular function: histone demethylase activity.